Molecule: messenger RNA, 1250 nt
Organism: Mercurialis annua (annual mercury)
Lineage: Eukaryota; Viridiplantae; Streptophyta; Magnoliopsida; Malpighiales; Euphorbiaceae
Product: putative pectinesterase 63
Exons: 4
Coding region: 21-1151 (376 amino acids)
Biological process (GO): cell wall modification
Molecular function (GO): pectinesterase activity
Source: RefSeq, a predicted model, not a curated record
AAUAACCAUAGAAAAUAGAAAUGAAACAAUUAUUAUUCUCUUCUUGUGCUUCAUUUUUUAUUAUGUCACUUCUAGUUCUUCAACUUUGCCCUACGGCCAUUUCUCACUCAAAACAGGUCCCUAAAGAUAUCACAAAGCUCAAAAAAUGGGAAGCUGACAAUAUUAAAGACUUCAACGCCCAAAAAUCCGAUGUUUCAAAAGGCAUUCCACGCAUCGUUUUGGAUAAAAGAUUGGCUGCCGCGGAAAACUCCGUUAGGGUUAUCACAGUUGCGAAGCACAUUUUUGCAGAUUUUGAAACUAUUAAUGACGCCGUUAAUAGUAUUCCUGUUAAUAACAAGCAAAGAACCAUAAUUUGGAUCAACGGUGGAGAAUAUUGGGAGAAGAUUACUAUUAAUAUCUCUAAGCCUUUUAUUACGUUUUAUGGUGAUCCUGAAGAUAUGCCUACGAUUGUUUUUAACGGGACGGCGGCCGUCUAUGGUACGGUUUAUAGCGCCACCGUGGCGGUGGAAAGCAGAUACUUCAUGGCCGUUAAUGUUGCAUUUGUGAAUUCGGCUCCGAUGCCAGAUGUGAACAGAACCGGAGCACAAGCGGUGUCAAUGAGAAUAUCAGGGGAUAAAGCAGCAUUUCACAAUUGCAAGUUCGUCGGAUUUCAAGACACCUUAUGUGAUGAUAAGGGACGGCAUUUCUUUAGAGACUGCUAUAUUAUUGGCACCGUAGAUUUCAUUUUUGGAAAUGGAAAGUCGCUCUACUUGAACACAACUAUAGAAAGUGUUGCUAAAGAUACAGGAGUGAUCACAGCUCAAGCUAGACAAAAUGUAAGUGAUGACAGCGGAUUCACAUUUAUACACUGCAACUUAACGGGCAUCGGCAACAAUACUUACCUCGGCCGGGCUUGGAAGGAGAGCCCUAGAGUGGUGUUUGCAUAUACUUACAUGGGCAGUCUCAUAAACGAGGCCGGAUGGUCUACCGGCAAGCACCCGGAAUCCAAUCGAAGUGCAUAUUAUGGAGAGUACAAGUGUGAGGGAGCAGGGGCUUUCUCCUCAGGUAGAGUGAGUUAUGCAAAAUUAUUAAGUGAUGAAGAAGCUAAACCCUUUUUGAGCAUGACUUAUAUCAAUGGCAACAAAUGGCUUAUUCCUCCUCCAAAUAUUUGACAUCCUUCACCAAAUUACACUAUUAACCAAUAUUAUUCUUGUACAUUAAUAUUUUUUGAUAAUUAAGAAGAGAGAUAGUGGGGAAGAAAAUGAACCCGC